AUGUAUGCAGAUGUGCAGAUGUUCAUGGGAAAGUUGCAGCAGCUGAUAAACUGCAACGAUAAUGAAUUGAUCAACAACCAAUCAAUUUUAUGUGAAAGGCCUCAAUUCCAUCUGCUUUAUGAAGAACUUGGCUCCAUGAUCCAAACCCUUUUCAACCACGAAGACCAAGAUCUACACAACUUUGAAGAAAUGAAAAAACUGAAGAAAAGAUUCAAAGCUGCAGCUGAAGAGGCAGAAUAUAUCGUCGAUAUCUUUCUAUCCGCUGUCCACUGUAGAAACAACAGGUAUUCACCUAUAUCUAAUGUCUUCCAGCCCUAUCUCCACCUUGAGGUUGUUAUGAGAUCAAUCGAUUCUAUCAAGAUGGAAUUCAUGACUAUGAGGAUGGAUAACAUGAAGAUGGACGCUUCUCAGAGAACUGACAGACUGCAAAUGCAAUCUUCUGGAACUUCCCGCAGUAGAAAUUCAAUCGGAUCGAAUAAAGUAAAGGAAGAAAUGGUUGUGGGGUUUGAUCGUGAUGCUGAGAUAAUACGGGACAAGCUUGCUGAAGAUGGAAAGCAUCUAGAUGUGGUCUCUAUUGUUGGCAUGGGUGGAAUUGGUAAGUCAACCCUUGCUAACAAAGUGUUCACUGAUCCUUUUGUUGUUUAUCAUUUUCAUAUCCGGGGAUGGGUUACUGUUUCCCAAACAUAUGACAAGCGGGAUCUGUUGAUUCAAGUUCUUUCAUCCAUUGAUGAUGGGUUAGAGCUUGAGGAAGCAACAAACUCUCAACUUCAUCAAAUCUUGCACAGGAGCCUAUACUUUGCUUGGCAUGCAAAAUUACAUGGACUUAUUCAUCAUUUACAACAUUUGACAGAAGAAGAAAGUUGGAAGUUGCUGUGUGAGAAGGUGUUCAAAGGAGAUGAAUGUCCCAAAUGGUUGAUAAAACCCGGAAAGCAAAUUACAAAAAACUGUCAUGGAUUGCCGCUUUCUGUGGUUGUGAUGGCAGGAGUUUUAGCAAAAGAACCAAGGCAUAAAGAUGUGUGGCUAAAAAUUUCUUACAGUGUCCAUUCGUACAUGGCUAGUGACAAGAAAGGAUGUCUGGAAACAAUAGCAUUAAGUUACCACCAUCUGCCUCUUCACUUGAGAGACUGCUUUCUCUAUCUGGGAGGGUUUCCAGAAGACUACAAGAUCCAUUCACCAUGGUUGCUUUGGGUAUGGAUGGCUGAGGGAUUUAUACAAGAAGAUGGAAAUCAAAGCUUGGAGGAAAUUGCCAAGGGUUACCUGGUGGAUCUAGUUGACAGAAAUCUUGUAAUUGUACAAAAACGAUAUCUUUCUGGUGAUAUCAGACGCUGUAAAGUCCAUGAUCUUGUGAGGCAGCUAUCAGUGGAAAAGGGAAAAGAAGAAAGAUUCUUCCUAAAAAUAGAACCACCAUCUAUUGGUCUUUGUGAUAUCAUAAGAAAACAAAUCAAUAAAUUGAGAAAUCAGAAUAAGGUAAUUACCACAAGUAAGCGUCGCCGUGUGGUCACAAAUCAAGAAAUCGACAUUAUGAGUUUGUCUCAUCCGCCCACCCCAAGUAUUCGAUCGCUUUUGUGCUAUCCUAAGAAAACAACCUUAACUGACAAUAUCACAGAGUUUAUCCAUUUCUUUUCACUUCGAAGGGUGUUAAAUUUAGAAAAGUUUUUCCGUUCCUUUGCACUUCUUAGGGUGUUACAUCUAGAUAAGAGUAAAUUAAUUGGUUUUCCCCCUGGUUUAGGAUUACUAGUUCACUUAAGGCACCUUGAAAUUUGGCUGCAAUCAUUCCCACAAUCAAUAUGCAAUUUAUGGAACCUUCAGACCCUCUUUGUUAGCACAAGUUCUAGUUCUAUGGUUUUACCUAGUAACAUAUCAAAUUUGGUGAAUCUGAGGCAUUUAACCUGUAACGCAGAUUUUUAUCUUCCUUCUAUUGAAAAACCAAUGAAAUUGGAAGUUACUACAAAAGUGGUGUUAGGAGAUGGGGUAGAUAAUUUUCAAAAAUGUUUUCCUAGGAUCAAGAGACUUACAUCUACUCUUUACUCUGGUGAGGAAAAUGACUUUGAAGUACUCCAUUACCUCCAAGUAUUGAUGUUAAUUGGGCCGGGCUACAGCAGAAGGAAUCACAUUAGGUUUCCUGCAACAUUGAAAGAACUUACACUUGUAAGGUGUGGUCUACUAUGGAGCGACAUGUCGAUCAUUCAAUCGUUACCUAAUCUUGAGAUUCUCAUACUAAAAGACAAUUGCUUUGAGGGAACCCUGUGGGAAACAGGUGAGGAGCCAUUUCAACAACUAAAAUUCUUGUGUCUUGAAGAGUUUAAUAUCAAAAAAUGGGAAUCCUCAAGUAUCAACUUUCCUUGUCUCAAAGAAUUACAGGAGCAAGAUGAUGUGGGAAACUAUGAACUUGAGAUCAUAAUUGAUGGAAGGAAAAUGCCCUCUUGUGUACCCAAGUGUGAAGAUUAA
This is a messenger RNA of Lactuca saligna, 2448 nucleotides long. NCBI's taxonomy places the organism in Eukaryota, Viridiplantae, Streptophyta, Magnoliopsida, Asterales, Asteraceae. The record is from the annotation of a GenBank genome assembly.